GCCCCUCCUGGAUGCGAGAAAGGAUGCAGCAGACAGCAUAUCUGACCUUCACAUUAAUAGCCUACAGAUUAAACGCAUGUAGAGUGCAUUAGAUGGCACGUCGGCACAGGCUGCACCACAACAAUGGAGCGUCUUUAAGGUUACUGCAGCAGUGAUUUUGAAUUUAAUUGCUUCUAAAAGGACUUGCGUGGCUGUUGAUGUGGGCAUCAUGCACGCUGAUGUCUGCUUUCUGCUCUGCGCGUGCUUUCUCUCCACUGGAGCGCUUCAGCCGCGUGGACAGGUGCUUCAGACAUGCAGCCAAACCAGAUCCAAACGAGAAACCGACAGAACAGAGAGAGAAGCACGUAAACCUGGCAGCACCUUCCUGAUGAGAAGUCCAGACGUCACAAAAGCUCCUGUCACAAAAUCAGAACAACUCCUGAAGUUAGAUGACCAUGACUUCACCAUGAGGCCUGGCUUUGGAGGUCCCGCGAUACCUGUGGGUGUUGAUGUUCAGCUUGAGAGUCUGGACACCAUCUCUGAAGUCGAUAUGGACUUCACCAUAACCCUGUACCUGAGACAUUACUGGAAGGACGAGCGACUGUCCUUUCCCAGCAACACCAACCAGAGCAUGACCUUUGAUGGCCGGCUGGUUAAGAAAAUUUGGGUACCCGACAUAUUUUUUGUCCAUUCCAAACGAUCUUUCAUUCAUGACACCACCACAGAGAAUGUCAUGCUCCGAGUGCAUCCCGAUGGCAAAGUGCUCUACAGCUUGAGGGUCACGGUCACAGCAAUGUGCAAUAUGGAUCUCAGUCACUUUCCACUGGACACCCAGACAUGCUCAUUGGAGAUUGAAAGCUAUGCCUAUACUGAUGAUGACCUCAUGCUGUACUGGAAGAGAGGAAACAAAUCUCUGCAGACGGAUGAGAAGAUCUCUCUGUCUCAGUUCCUCAUUCAGGAGUUUCACACCACCACAAAACUAGCUUUCUACAGCAGCACAGGUUGGUACAAUCGUCUUUACAUCAACUUCACUCUGCGUCGUCAUAUCUUCUUCUUCCUGCUUCAGACGUACUUUCCCGCCACUCUAAUGGUAAUGCUGUCAUGGGUGUCCUUCUGGAUUGACCGACGAGCUGUUCCUGCGAGGGUUCCUCUGGGCAUUACGACGGUACUCACCAUGUCCACCAUCAUCACUGGAGUGAACGCCUCCAUGCCCAGAGUCUCCUACAUCAAAGCUGUGGAUAUUUACCUGUGGGUCAGCUUCGUCUUUGUCUUCCUGUCUGUGAUCGAGUACGCCGCUGUCAAUUACCUGUCCACUCUGCAGGAGCGCAAAGUACAAAGCAACAGGCAGUUGCCGUGUACUUGUGGAAUGACCCAUCCUGGUCAGAUGAUGAUGAGCAGCAGUUACAGUGACAUGGACAUGAUGACCACAGGAAACUACGGCAUGUCGGAGCUGAGCGGGGACAAACAGGAGCAGUUCCUGGUUCAUCUGGUCCUAGAUAACGAGCAGGGAGCUCAAAGACCUGCUGUAACCUCAAACAGUAGCUUAUUAAUAGACACUCAUGCCAUAGACACAUACUCACGGGUCAUCUUCCCUGGAGCAUACACACUCUUCAACAUCAUAUACUGGUCCAUCUACUUGCAGUGACUGCUGCUUCUUCACUAUGACAUUUGACAAAGUCUUGGGUAUACAAAUUACCCAUGAAAAACUAAGUUUGUUCUUUUUUAUUACAUUGCAACAUGGAAUCAAUUUUGCCAGCAAUAAAAUGCAUGUGAAUGUGGGCAGUUGACAUGAUCUGUCCUCAAAAGAAAAAGGUUUUUUUUUCCUUA
Molecule: messenger RNA, 1806 nt
Organism: Megalobrama amblycephala (Wuchang bream)
Lineage: Eukaryota; Metazoa; Chordata; Actinopteri; Cypriniformes; Xenocyprididae
Gene: gabrr1
Product: gamma-aminobutyric acid type A receptor subunit rho1
Exons: 10
Coding region: 209-1624 (471 amino acids)
Biological process (GO): nervous system process; chemical synaptic transmission; signal transduction
Cellular component (GO): synapse; GABA-A receptor complex; membrane
Molecular function (GO): extracellular ligand-gated monoatomic ion channel activity; GABA-A receptor activity; neurotransmitter receptor activity
Source: RefSeq, a predicted model, not a curated record